GAGAAGCGCAGGAGAGAGGAGGAGGAAAGGCUGAGGCGGGAGGAAGAGGAGAGGAGGCGAGUAGAAGAGGAGAGGCUUCGGCUGGAACAGCAGAAGCAGCAGAUCAUGGCGGCCCUGAACUCGCAGACGGCCGUGCAGUUCCAGCAGUACGCGGCGCAGCAGUACCCGGGCAGCCUGGACCAGCAGCAGCUGCUCGUCCGCCAGCUGCAGGAGCAGCACUACCAGCAGUACAUGCAGCAGCUCUACCAGGCCCAGCUCGCCCAGCAGCAGGCAGCCUUACAGAAACAGCAGGAAGUAGCAGUCGUGGGGGCUUCUCUGCCUGCGUCAUCAAAAGUGAACGCAGCGGCACCGGGCGAUAGGAUGUCAGUCAAUGGACAGGCCAAAACUCACACUGACAACCCAGAGAAAGAACUUGAACCAGAAGCUGCGGAAGAAGCCUUGGAGAAUGGACCCAAAGGUAUGGUUUGGCAUGUGUGUGUCCAUCCAGAUGUCAUAACUGAGAUUCAUGGAAAGCAAGGCAGGAGUCAGGCUCACUGGCUUUGGAGAGCAAUCACAUAUUUGUGAGAGUUGAAUGCUUUUGUACCCUUUUGAGUCUGAAUCCGAUGCCUCUGGUGACCCUUAGAAUAGGCAGAGAAGAGCACGUCAGAGGACUUUUGGACACUUUGGGUUGUGUAUUGGUUAUCUGUUGCUAUGUGACAAAUCGUACCCAGAUUUAGCAGCUUCCAGUAACAGCUGUUUACUGUCUCACACAGCGGGUGAGAUUACUGGGGUUUUGGGAAGCAGCUUAGCUGAGCGGUGGUGGUUCUGGUCCCAUGGGAUUUCGGUCACGAUGCUGGCUGGCACUGGAGUUGGGUGGAUGCUCCACGGGCACCAGAGGCUCUGCUUCCAUGGUGCUUCCCUCCAUGACUGGCAAGCUGGGGCUGGCUGUUGGCAGGAGGCCACAGUUCCUUGCCCUGCGAAGCCUGUCCUUCGGCCUGAGCGUCCUGGACGCAGUGGCUGGCUUCCUCCAGAGCACGUGAUCCGAGGGGACAAGGCAGAAGUGGCAGUGUCUUUCACACUCUAACUUUGGAAGUCCUACAUCGGCGCUUGCACAGUAUUCUGUUGGCCACACGUACCAACCCUGGUACAUUGUGGCCAGUGACCUCCCAAGUGCGUGAAUACCCAGACGUGAGGAUCACGGGGUCAGGGGCAUCUUGGAGGCUGCCUACCAAAUAUUGCAGUAUUUUUUGAGACUAAAGUACCAGAAGAUAACUUAGCAUUUUCAAAGGUCUAGCUUUUUACGGGCAGCUCAUUCGUUCCUUCAGCAACUGACUGAAGAUUUUCUGAGCAUAGGGGCACAACGUGAGGGAGAAGGACACACAAGAUGUAAACCGUAGCCACGUAAGGGCUUUGGUGGGGAGAGAGGCACUGUGUAGGUCAAGAGUGUGUGAUGUGGGGACUAUGACCGAGUGGCAGAGGUCAGCAGAGGCUUCCUGGGGAAGAGAAGCCUGAGCCGAGAAAGCCGAAGCAAGACUUGACACUAAGGUGGGCUGGGUGGUGGUGUGGUUCGUAAGGAAGUUGGUUUCAGACAUCUGCCUUGUCUUUUUAGAGUAAGUAACUGAAAGCAGCUUUGGAUAAGACUUUGAAAAUCCCAUGGUUUAACCUCUCUUCCCUUUUAUCCUUAUAAGAGUUUAUCAGUAUUUUUUUUUUUAAAGUAAUCUCCACACCCAAUGUGGGGGCUGGAACCCAUGACCCCA
Messenger RNA from Leptonychotes weddellii (Weddell seal), 1736 nucleotides. The record is from RefSeq and is a predicted model, not a curated record. NCBI's taxonomy places the organism in Eukaryota, Metazoa, Chordata, Mammalia, Carnivora, Phocidae.